AUGGGCGACACAGCGAUAAAUAGUAAUGCGAACAAUGCGGAGAAAGAAACUGAGGGUACUGCGCCUCCAGCGAACGGAGUGCCACCAGAUGAAGGACAAAAAGGAGAAGAGCCACAGGCCCAAACUAAUGAGGAGAAACCUAAUGAAGGCGAGAAUGAGCAGACAGAGGCAGAUGGCGAGAAGAACAACGAACCUGAUAAUAACGAAGCAAAAGAAAAUGAUGCCGACGAGUUGUCCCAUGAUGCAAAACAGCGCAAAUCUGUCAGCAGUGCUGCUGAACCAAAAGACACUUCGGCGGAGGAAUAUAUUUUUGAAUGUACAAAGCGUGGUGUUGUCCCACUGGGUUAUUAUAUUAGACACAUCCAAGAGAGUGAAUUGACCAUGCGGCACGCAGACAUAAGCCCAGAAGAUUUUAAGCCGCUCUCCAUUAGCUUAUGCCAGAGCAAAUUCAUUACUAACCUCGAUCUUAGCCACAACUGGUUAGGCGAUGAAAGCGUCCCAGCACUGUGUCAAAUGUUUUCUGAAAACACGUUUAUUGAGCAUUUAUCGCUGGCGGAUAAUCAUUUUACGGAUGCAAAGACCGAAGAAAUGUGCGACACCCUUGCGUCUGUAGCUCAGUUAACCAGACUAGAUCUGAGCGAAAAUGGUUUCGGCGACGAAUCGGCAGCCUUCUUUUCGGACUUAAUGGCCACCUCCCUUCAACUGGUUUACCUAAACCUGUCCAAAAACAAUUUCGGGGAGGGAACUCCAAUUCCCUUUGGACGUGGUAUUGCUCAGUCUGAAUGUCUACAGGAACUGGACAUCGGUUGGAACCACAUUCGCGGCAAGGGCAUGAAACAACUGUGCCAAGGCAUUGCCGUAAGUAGAACUUUGAAGGACAACUUGUACCCAUCCCUCUAA
Molecule: messenger RNA, 900 nt
Organism: Dibothriocephalus latus
Lineage: Eukaryota; Metazoa; Platyhelminthes; Cestoda; Diphyllobothriidea; Diphyllobothriidae
Source: the annotation of a GenBank genome assembly